UUAUCACUACUACUUUAUUUCCUUUCUUCUUUGUUUAGUGUUUUCCUUGGGGGUGGUGGGGGUAUCAUGUUGCCUCAGAUUCGUCGCCGAGGUUUCCUCUGCAUGUUCUUGGUCGUGUUUCUAUGUUCUGCUUCUUUAUCACCACCGCUUUUAUUUUAUAUAUGGGGUUUCGGUGAAACAACAAAUAAUUGCUUUCGUGCAUGUCAUUAUCAGGAUUUGGGGGGGUCUGCUAACUCAAAAAGCUUUUCUCUCUUCACUCUGCACAAAGCUUCCUUUCAUAGUUUCGUCUCUCUCUGUUCUUGGGUCGUCGUCUCUCGAUUCCUCCUCCAUUUAUCUCGUACGUUCUUUUUUAACUGCAAGUUGAGUAAUUAAGUCCGUAGAUUCGGUUCUUUUUCCAGAGGAAUUCAUAGGCGGUUGACUUUGGAUUGUAUAUCAAAACCUGCUGCUUUGAAGAAUCACUCCUGCUUUAAGUUAGUUUUAGGUUAUUCUUCGACUGUGAUUUAACUUUUUCUCUUUCUCUUUCAACCCAGAAGGAAUCGAUUUGUGGACGGACAACCAACGAGUCCCGUUUUGUUAAAUUCCUGCUCGUUUUGCUGGGAUCGGCUUUUCUUCUUUCCGGCUUUCAGGGGUCCUCGCUCUUGUUCUGUGAUAUCUCUUUUUUGGCCAUUUGUUCUAUAUCUAUCUUGCGAGGGAACACUGCUAUUUCAAGGCGGGUAACGAAAAAGCAAAAACGGAAAAGGGAAAAGAAGAACAAAGAGGAAAGAAACUGGGAUUUUGAGGAAAAAAGAAGUUGGUCCAGGAGAAUUUCGAAUAUUUGCUUUUGUUUUUGAGAGUUCGAAGGGUCACUAUACGAACAAAGGAGGAGGAGAUAUACAAAGGUGGGUUGGUGGUGAGUGGUGGAGAUCUAAGACAGUUGGGUUAUAGUUGUGUGAGACUCUGGGAUAGUGUGGAAGAAUGUAUGGGGGUGGUGGUGGUGAGAGUGGCGGCGGCGGGGUGGUAAUGACAAGGGAUCCAAAGCCGAGGCUGCGGUGGACAGCCGACCUACACGACCGCUUUGUGGAUGCCGUCACCAAACUCGGCGGCCCGGAUAAAGCGACUCCCAAGUCAGUGCACAGAUUAAUGGGCUUGAAGGGCUUGACACUGUACCAUUUAAAGAGCCAUCUUCAGAAAUAUAGAUUAGGGCAACAAACGCGGAGGCAAAACAGCGACGACAAAGCUGAACCGAGCGAUGGAAUUCCUUAUGUUCAAUUUAGUCCUUCCCGAAUGGCCAGUAGUUCGUUGCAACCUAGUGACCUACAGCCAGGAGAAAUCCCAAUUGAGGAGACAUUGAAGUGUCAGAUGGAAGUUCAAAAGAGACUACAACAGCAACUUGAGGUACAGAAGAAGCUGCAGAUGAGAAUAGAGGCCCAAGGGAAGUACCUGCAAGCAGUACUAGAGAAAGCUCAAAAGAGCCUGUCGAUCGAUGGGAGCGAUCUUGCAAAUCUAGAGGUCACCAGAGCCCAAAUAGCUGACUUCAAUCUGGCCAUCUCCAACUUCGUCGACCCCGCGCGUGGAGGAGGAGGUGGUGGUGGAGAGAGGAACAGCAGCAACAUCAUCAGCAUGAUGAUGGGCAUGAAAGAAGAGCUGUACCAGGGAGGAGGCCAUCAAAACCAUGGCUCAGCAUUCCAGAUUUAUGAAGGAGAGAGACCACAGACUCAGGAUGUUGAGGCCAAGAGGCCAGAAGGGUCGUCGAUGAUUCAAUUUGACUUGAAUAUUAAAGGCGGGCAUGACUUUCUUGGAGCAAAAUUAGAGCCCAACAUGAUGAUUUAGGUCAGUAAAAGAAAGAAUCAUGGAAUGUCACUCUUUUGUUUAUGUAGAAAAGCACAAGCACUUCACUUUUGGUAGCCUCCAAUGUUCUAUGUAGA
Syzygium oleosum is the source of this 1904-nucleotide messenger RNA. RefSeq names its product myb family transcription factor PHL11. The transcript has 6 exons. The record is from RefSeq and is a predicted model, not a curated record. Gene Ontology annotation, molecular function: DNA-binding transcription factor activity; DNA binding. NCBI's taxonomy places the organism in Eukaryota, Viridiplantae, Streptophyta, Magnoliopsida, Myrtales, Myrtaceae. Bases 955 to 1809 code for a protein of 284 amino acids.